AACUUGAGAAGGGAUAUAAAUUCUUCUUCGAACACUACAUCUUCAAUUAUGAAGAUUUCAUUUAAAGUCGACAAGAAUCCUCCUGUCAUCAGUACGUUCUGCUGUUCCUGUGUGGCUGGGAAAGAGCUAUGCAACCAUUUGGUUGGCUUGCUGUUUCAGAGUGCACACUACUGCAUGAUGAAACUUAAGAUUGUACCACCCACUAUACCCAGCACAAGCACUCUACAGACUUGGCACAGGCCCAGGACUCGGGGAAUCCAUCCUGAAGCAGUGGAUCGAUUACUUGUGAGGAAGCCAAAAACCUCUAGCAGAAGUGGUAUUAAGUCCACUCUUUACAGGGCCUACACAGGUCCUAUUCCCAAUAAUUCGGUGCUCUGUUCUGUGGAGUCUUUAAAAAGUCUCAGGCCUCAGCCACUUAUCUGCAAGGUUCUGCAUGGCUUGUCAGAGAUGAAUCUUGUGGAGUCUAAGUUUGGCCUGGUACCCAAAGGUUCUUUGCUGUCCUAUCAGUGCCCUGCUCAGUCAUCAAGGGAGGCUGUCAAACAUGCAGAAGCCCCUCCUUUCCCUAAGCUUCCUCUGGAUGGGUACAAAUUUGAAGGAAGAUUUCAAUUUGUCCCAGAUUUCCAUGAUAUGUUGUUCUUAGAAAGCUUAGCAGUCACUCAAGAAUUAAGCACAAUAAUUGAACAAGACACACGGGAUCAGUCACAGUCUGCUCUAUGGAACCAAACGCAUACACCACGCAUUUGUAGCGGAUCCACAGGAGGAGAGUCGACCAGCCAGGCACUAGCUGCCCGAAUCAUCAAAGGGGUUCGUCAGACUUCUGCAAUGAAGCGUGGACUGGAUCUUGAGCCUGAAGUUCUAUUUCAGUACUCUGGUAUGAUGAAUGUGAAUGUUUUACAUUGUGGGUUUGUUGUACAUCCUGAUGCGCCACACCUUGGCACAAGCCCUGAUGGCCGAGUCUAUGACCCUACUGAGAACCCUCUCUUUGGACUUGCAGAGAUAAAUCCAGUGAACAGCUGUGACACAAAGGUUAUUGCCCCAUAUGGAGCAACACCAACCAAGCCUUUGAAGCAGCAUCCAAAAGACCUGGACACGGAGGAGUUGAGUAGUCAUGGUCUGUGGGUGCGUCGGGACCAUAAGAGACUACAGGCUGUUCGUCACUGA
Messenger RNA from Pimephales promelas (fathead minnow), 1161 nucleotides. The record is from RefSeq and is a predicted model, not a curated record. Lineage: Eukaryota; Metazoa; Chordata; Actinopteri; Cypriniformes; Leuciscidae.